Molecule: messenger RNA, 1447 nt
Organism: Gracilinanus agilis (Agile Gracile Mouse Opossum)
Lineage: Eukaryota; Metazoa; Chordata; Mammalia; Didelphimorphia; Didelphidae
Product: ficolin-1-like
Exons: 9
Coding region: 1-954 (317 amino acids)
Source: RefSeq, a predicted model, not a curated record
AUGAGGGUGUCAGCUCAUCAGACCCUGGUAGGACUCUUCUGGGUCUUCAUUUCUCUGUGCCAAGCUGAAAACUCAUGCCCAGAGGUGAAAGUGACAGGUCUGGAAUCUUCGGAGAAGGUGCUUAUAAUCCAAGGGUGCUCAGGGAGUCCUGGAACCCCAGGGCCCAAAGGAGAAGCAGGAGAAAGAGGACAGAAGGGUCCUCCAGGGAUCCCAGGCAAAGCUGGCCCAAUGGGAAGCAAAGGAAACAAAGGAGAUCCAGGAAUACCAUCUUCCCUUGGGGCAAAAGAUCUGGACAGCAUCUUGUGUCACAAUGGAGCCAAGACAUGCAAGGAGCUACUAGACCAGGGGAAGAUCCUGAGUGGCUGGUACACCAUCUAUACCUAUGACUGCACUCCCAUGACUGUGUUGUGUGACAUGGACACUGAUGGUGGAGGAUGGACUGUUUUUCAGAGACGCGUUGAUGGGUCUGUGGAUUUCUUCCGGGACUGGGCUGCAUACAAGAAAGGCUUUGGCAGUCAGUUAGGGGAAUUCUGGAUGGGGAAUGACAACCUCCACUAUCUGACAACUCAGAGAAACAAUGAACUCCGAAUCGACCUCCAAGACUUUGACUUAAAUCACUCCUUUGCCAAGUACACAUCAUUUCAGGUCCAAGGAGAGAAAGAGAACUAUACGCUAAUCUUGGGAAAUUUCAUGGAUGGGAAUGCAGGGGACUCUCUGAGCUAUCACAGAAACAAGCCAUUCUCCACCAAGGACAGAGACAAUGAUGCCUGGAACAACAACUGUGCCCAGACAUUCAAGGGUGCUUGGUGGUAUGGAGACUGCCAUAAAUCCAAUCUCAAUGGACUCUACCUCCAGGGAAAUCAUUCAAGUUAUGCUAAUGGCAUCAACUGGGUUCAAGGCAAAGGGUACAAAUAUUCUUACAAAAUAUCUGAAAUGAAAUUUAGACCUAUCUAGCCCUAUCUACUCUGCAGCUACUGAAAGGAUUCAGAAUCCAGCUAUUAAAGGAAAAAACUACAAAGGAAUUGUUUUUCUGGUUCCCAGGCAAGAGGGAGCAAAGAUAUUACUGUUCUUUUGGGAAGGGGAGAAUUUAGAAAUAAUUCUAUACAAAUUCUGAAAUUAUAGAAAUGGCUUAAUAAUGCCUUCUGUUCAAUUUCUAUCCCCACCAUCCUCUUAAUUCUAUUCCCACUACCACUGCCCCAGGGCAGGUUUUCAUUAUCUUAUAUCUGUAUCAUCACAAUAACCUCCCAACUGGCUAUACUAUUCCAGUAUUCUCCAAUACCCACAAAGCCCCAGCAGAAGCACACCUCUGAUCAUGUCUAAUGUCAUUCUCCAGAGGCAGCUGGUAGGGCACUGGCUUUAGCUGCUUAGCGGCUAUGUGGCCCUGGACAAGUCAUCUCUUUGCUUCAGUUCCCUCAACUGUAAUAAUCAUAAUAAACCUAGAGGGCUA